AUGUCCUCCCACGCGGACAUCCCUGCUGAGUUGGUAGCCGCGGCGUACGCCACGAGCGUCACUCCACUGGAUGCGCCCCUACAUCUCCUAUGUGCCUCUGACGACCUAGUUGAACUGGUCUUUGACAAGAUACCGCGAUGGGAAGAGCGGGGUUGGAUCGACGUCCUGCACUCCGAAUAUGUGCGGGCCCUCCUGAGUCGACUACGCCAACGCUGCGCAGUCACCUCUUUCGGUAAAAUUACUUCACCUGAGAACUGGAAAGCCCUUGACUCUGCACGACAAAUGGCGUCCGGCCCACUACAAAGUCAUCUCCUCUGCCUGGACCGGUUCGACCCUACGCGCGACCCCAGGUUCGACAUCUCUGGUGCACGGCUAUGCUCCAUGACCCAAGCCCUAGCCUACAAGGGUAUCAUCGAAUGGACCGCCACACCUGACCGCCCACCACAACCAAGAAUACCGCCGCUAUUCGCGCCCACCGUACUGAAGCUGGCCCCUACCAGACAGUGUACUUUGGGCCAGUCUCAGCCACAGCGACUUUAG
Messenger RNA from Fomitopsis serialis, 540 nucleotides. RefSeq lists its product as uncharacterized. NCBI's taxonomy places the organism in Eukaryota, Fungi, Basidiomycota, Agaricomycetes, Polyporales, Fomitopsidaceae. The coding region runs from base 1 to 540 and encodes 179 amino acids. The transcript has a single exon. The record is from RefSeq and is a predicted model, not a curated record.